Messenger RNA from Rhipicephalus sanguineus (brown dog tick), 1202 nucleotides. RefSeq lists its product as uncharacterized. The annotation marks the transcript as partial. NCBI's taxonomy places the organism in Eukaryota, Metazoa, Arthropoda, Arachnida, Ixodida, Ixodidae. The transcript has 3 exons. The record is from RefSeq and is a predicted model, not a curated record. Gene Ontology annotation, molecular function: nucleic acid binding; RNA-DNA hybrid ribonuclease activity.
UAUCUUAAUAGCCGCGGACUGCAACUCUCCCCGACAAAAAGUGCAAUCCUGGCAUUCUCGAGAAAGUCAAUGGCUUGCUACCCUGUAGUGAUAGAUGGGAACGUCAUACCUUCUGUAACUCACCACAAGUUUCUCGGAGUUAUCAUCGACCGGGAUUUAUCUUGGUCGAAGCACAUCUCUGCACUAAGAAAAAAACUAGACAGCUUUGUCCAUGUCAUUCGCCAUAUAUCUGGAAAAUCGUGGGGGCCAUCGAAGUCAUCUCUACUACAGCUAUACCAGGCACUUUUUGUUGGAUACCUCCGCUACAGUGCUCCUGUUCUUUCUCGUGUUUGCACAUCUGCUGUCCGUACGCUCGAGAGUGCUCAGGCCCGCGCCCUCAGAAUUUGCCUAGGAGUACCUCGAUGUACUUCUACAUGGGGUACUAUUACAGAAGCACGCGCUUGUCCAGCUCGCGUUUAUCUUAAACACGAGCCACUGCGAGUACAUCUGAGGUUAUUGACAAGGCACCGAGACCAUCCACUGAGAGACAUUAUUAACAGACGACCCAAUGCUGCAUACUCGGAAGCUGUGAUGUCGCAGCAAGAUCUGCUGCCCUCGAAUUAUGCACCACAAGCGACUCCCGGACGCUUCAAGAUAGCGCAUCGGACAUCAUCUACUGCUGCUGAGCUGACCGGCGUCCGACAAGCUGCCCGCUACAUUGUACAACAGAGUCCCGCGAAAUGGACAUUAUUUUGUGACUCCAAGCCGGCACUUCAACUUAUCAGCAAUUACAUGAAGCAAGGAACCGCAUACAGUCCUCUGGUGUGUGACAUAAUGAAUAUGUUAUCUGAGGCGUCUCAAUCCGGGCAUACCGUUGCAUUGCAAUGGAUUCCAAGUCACUGUGGCAUAGCUGGGAACGAGCAACAUAGAUUGCGGCUGGGUGUUGCGUAUACACGAAGAUACCUUUGCAAGAUUGGGCAGGAGCGAAACCCUAACUGCAGUGUGUGUCACACGUCUGAGACUAUUCACCACAUCCUGUGCGUGUGUCCUCAGUACGCGACCGAAAGACAAUCACUUAAGUGCGUCGUAGAUCGUCUGGACUCCCGACCUUUUUCGGAGGAGAAGCUUUUGGGUGCUUGGGAGCAUGCAGACCAGGCCCAACGAAGUUUAAAGUGCCUAUUGAGAUUUCUAAGUGAUACAGGUUUAGAUGCUCGUCUUUAGAG